AUGGCGAACGUCAAUGGCGUUAUAACCGCCAUCCCUCCACCUGACGGCUAUGAGGUCAAUUUCGCAAACCCACAGAGGAGGCUACUCACAGAGGCCUAUGUCAUCUUCACUAUUGAGAACAUCCUAGCGCUUAUGUUUCUCGGGCAGCGGCUUUAUACCAAAAUUCGUCUCAUGAAGCAGUUCCAAAUUGACGAUGGUACUGUGUUUAGUAACUUCAGACUCGAAAAUCUACUGACAGAGGGUCUUUUAAUUACUGGUUUCUCCACAGGCAGUAUGGGCGUGCACGCCUGGGAGAUUCCGAUCGAGAAGUACGCCUUUUACUCGCGGCUCAUUCUAGCGGCCCCUCUGGUAUAUGCACCUUGCUGCGCCUUGACGAAGAUCACGCUCUGUAUCUUUUACAGUCGCCUCUCUCCGUCCGUGGCCUUCCAAUGGGCCGUUUGGACCACCAUCUUCAUCUGCGCUAGUUCUUAUACGGCUAUCUUCUUCAGUCUGCUAUUCGCAUGCAAGCCAGUUGCUGCCAGUUGGGAUCCACUACUGCUUCCAACUGCGAUAUGCGUCAAUCGAGGAGGAAUCUAUAUCGCUACGGCUGUGAUUGGUAUCGUGACGGAUGUGAUGCUGAUCUCGAUUCCUAUCCCGACUAUCUGGGGUUUGCAAAUGCCGACGAAACAGAAAAUCGGAUUGACCCUUAUUUUCGGCGUUGGAUCAAUCACAAUGGUCACGUCCAUUGUUCGCCUUAUUGUUUUGAUUCCGGCUCUGACAGACAUGGACCAGACUUGGAUCAUAGCCGUUGGUUCUUUGUGGAUUAUCAUCGAAAGCAACUUGUUCAUCAUAUGCUGUUGCUUACCUACCCUGCGACGCUUCCUCAAACACGUCGCACCGCAAUGGAUUGGUGAAAGCCGCUCAUCUGAAAAUAAAGACUCGUCUGAUCACAAUCACGGGCUCCGGACUUGGGGAAGCGAAGGCACAGGCCCGAAGCGCAAGUAUGAUACUUUGAUGCGUACUGUGGACGGGACGACGCAAGGGGACGGAGACGACGAGAUUCCCCUCGCCAACGUACCAAACAAAGCAGGUUUACGUGAGCAAGAGUCCAAAGUACCGAUCGGAAACGUCGAGAUGAAGAGGGACAACGAUAGCGAGGAAGCCAUCUUGUAUGAGCGGACCGUUCAGGUUACUUAUGAUGACGGCGAAGGAGGCGACCCCGCGAAUCCGUACGCACGUCAGGUCUGGGCAGGUGGGCAACCCAAGGCUUUGUAG
This is a messenger RNA of Alternaria atra, 1254 nucleotides long. RefSeq lists its product as uncharacterized. Lineage: Eukaryota; Fungi; Ascomycota; Dothideomycetes; Pleosporales; Pleosporaceae. The coding region runs from base 1 to 1254 and encodes 417 amino acids. The record is from RefSeq and is a predicted model, not a curated record. The transcript has 5 exons.